GGCAUGUACUUGGCAUCAGCUGAUGCAGACGGCGUCGUGAAGGUUUGGGAUUUGCGUAUGGUGGCUGAGGUCCUGCAAAUAGACACUGGAAAUAUGCCGGCCAACGAAGCUGAUUGGGAUAUUAGUGGAACGGUCAUCGCUGUUGCCUCGAUGGAUUCAUCGGUGAAGUUGUUCGACGUGUGGGAGAAGAAGUUUCUGAGGACCUUAGAAGGCCAUGAGGACUCGGCAGGAAGCGCCGUCCGCGGCAUUCUCACUUGGGAGUGCUGCUGUGGUGACUCAGGUUCAGUCGGUGUCACUUGA
Molecule: messenger RNA, 300 nt
Organism: Perkinsus marinus ATCC 50983
Lineage: Eukaryota; Perkinsozoa; Perkinsida; Perkinsidae
Product: WD repeat pf20, putative
Exons: 2
Molecular function (GO): protein binding
Source: RefSeq, a predicted model, not a curated record